Messenger RNA from Thamnophis elegans (Western terrestrial garter snake), 1544 nucleotides. It is a transcript of the gene PGRMC1, whose product is annotated as progesterone receptor membrane component 1. Lineage: Eukaryota; Metazoa; Chordata; Lepidosauria; Squamata; Natricidae. Gene Ontology annotation, cellular component: endomembrane system; membrane. The record is from RefSeq and is a predicted model, not a curated record.
CAGCCUCCGGUCUCCAUCCUGCAAGAGCAGCAGCAGCAGCAGCCUCCUCCUCUUCCUCCGCGAUCCAAAGCAGCCGCAUCGCGCGCAAAGGCCGGGGCCAUGGCGGUGGACGAGGCAGGCGCGGGCGGCGGGGCGGCGGCGGCGGAAGGCUCGGAGGCCGCCAGCCCGGGCUUGCUGAUGGAGAUCGUCAGCUCGCCGCUCAACCUGAGCCUGCUGGGCCUCUGCCUCUUCCUGCUCUACCAGAUCGUGCGCGGGACCGGCCGCGCGCCCACCGAGGGCGAAGAGGAGCCGCCGCCGCCGCCGAAGCUCAAGCGCCGCGACUUCACCCUGGCUCAGCUGCGCCCCUUCGACGGCCAGAACGACCCGCACAUCCUCAUGGCCAUCAACGGGAAGGUCUUCGACGUCAGCCGCGGACGGAAGUUCUACGGGCCCGAGGGACCUUACGGCAUCUUCGCUGGAAGAGACGCUUCCCGCGGCCUCGCUACUUUCUGCCUCGAUAAAGAAGCUCUGAAAGACGAGUACGACGAUCUCUCGGACCUGGACGCUACGCAGAGAGAAACUCUGAGCGAUUGGGAGCAGCAGUUUACGUUUAAAUAUCACUACGUCGGCAAGCUGCUGAAGGAUGGGGAAGAACCGACAGUCUAUUCCGACGAAGAAGAGACGAAGGAUGAGAAAGACCGCAAGAAUGAUUAGCGAACGGACCAAGGAGCCUCCCCAAUGCUAGCUGGUUUCUUUGCUUUUAAUUUUUAAGGGACAUUUUUAUCAUAUCACACCACACCCCUCUCUAUUUUACCCUUUCUUAAUAUCAGCCGUUUUUAGACAUCUUAUUACUUGCAAUGACAUUGGUCUCAACGCUGCACUUUUUAAACAACGUUCCUAGGUAACUCAGUGCUAACUUUUUUCCAGUGCGGGCCACGGGGCUCGCGGGCAGUAGAGAAAUGGCCAUAACUGGCUGGUGGUAUGUAAAGGACCUCACCAGCCAAGGAAUGGCCGUAGGAUUUCCCUUUCGUUUAAUGGCGCUUGGCAGGAUGUCACUCUUGAGGACCCUGUUGAACGGACAUUGCAACGUCUGAAGGUUGACCCUGGACCAGAAAAUAUCUCCUUGUAGGUAGAUACUGCCCUGUCCUUCAACCCCUUUUGGGUUGGUGGGCAUUCAGAAAGGCUCCCUGUAUUUUCCCAGCCCUUUUCUCUAUCCUUCUUCCUUUUAUACAAACUUGUCUUCCUAAGAUUGCCCCUUCGCUUGUGUUAUCCUUUGACUGAACUUCGUCCUUCACACGGAUUCCUUUCCCCGUGUGCAUUUUCUGCCGGGAGGUUAUCUCAUUUCUGAUCCUUAGAAAUGCAGAAUGUAGUGGGUGGUUUUAUUAUCUUUUUCUUUUUUUUAAAUCCUAGCUCAUGUAGCAUUGGAAGCGGUUUGAAAAGUGGUUUUUAUAGAGAUACUUCUUCGCACCCAACUGAUGGGGGCCCUAGCUUUGAAACAAAACAACUUUCUCUUUUUUUCAAAAAAGGAUGCAAUACUUUUAUUAUAAAACAGUAGAAUAAAGAUA